Dromaius novaehollandiae (emu) is the source of this 8964-nucleotide messenger RNA. RefSeq names its product tankyrase (gene TNKS). Lineage: Eukaryota; Metazoa; Chordata; Aves; Casuariiformes; Dromaiidae. The coding region runs from base 94 to 3918 and encodes 1274 amino acids. The transcript is spliced from 27 exons. The record is from RefSeq and is a predicted model, not a curated record. Gene Ontology annotation, molecular function: protein binding; NAD+ poly-ADP-ribosyltransferase activity. Gene Ontology annotation, cellular component: nucleus; cytoplasm.
UGGGCGGGCGGAAGCGUGGGCGGGCGUUGCCGCCGUUGCCGCAGUGACGGGGGCCGAGAGGGAGGCGGGCGGGGGGGGUGGAGAAGGACGAAAAUGGCGGCGCCGCGUCGCUCCCAGCACCACCAUCACCACCACCACCCGCCGCCGCCGCCCGGGCCCGCCUCGCCGCCGGCCGCCGCCGCCUCGCCGCCGCGCAGCCCCAGCCUGGCGCCCGCCGAGUUCGCCGCCGCCGCGCAGCGCCACAGCCUGGCCGGGCCCGAGGGCGAGGCGCCCCCCGAGGCCGAGCGGCCUCCGGCCCCGGAGAUCGCGGAGGGCGCGGGCGCCGCCGCGCCGGGCCCGCCGCCCGGCUCGGCCAGCAGCUCCGGCGGCUCGUCCUCCUCGUCCUCCGCCUCGUCCGCCUCGUCGGCGUCGUCGUCGGCCGCGUCGAGCCCGGCGGCGGAGAGCCCCGAGGCGGCGGGCCCGGGGGCGGCGAGCGGCGCCUUCCGCGAGCUGCUGGAGGCCUGCCGCAAUGGGGACGUGACGCGCGUGAAGCGCCUGGUGGACGCGGGCAACGUGAACGCCAAGGACAUGGCGGGCCGCAAGUCCACGCCGCUCCACUUCGCCGCCGGUUUUGGAAGGAAAGAUGUUGUAGAGCACUUGCUGCAGACCGGAGCCAACGUUCAUGCUCGUGAUGAUGGAGGGCUGAUACCCCUUCACAAUGCCUGCUCUUUUGGUCAUGCUGAAGUGGUUAGUCUGUUGCUGUGUCAAGGGGCAGACCCAAAUGCCAGAGAUAAUUGGAACUACACUCCUCUGCAUGAAGCUGCCAUCAAGGGGAAGAUAGAUGUGUGUAUUGUGCUGCUGCAGCACGGAGCUGAUCCAAACAUUCGGAACACCGACGGGAAAUCCGCGCUGGAUCUGGCAGACCCUUCAGCAAAAGCUGUGCUCACAGGUGAAUACAAGAAGGACGAACUCCUGGAAGCUGCUAGGAGCGGUAAUGAAGAAAAACUGAUGGCUUUAUUGACUCCUUUAAAUGUGAACUGCCAUGCAAGUGAUGGGCGUAAAUCUACUCCUUUACACCUAGCAGCAGGCUAUAACAGAGUUCGAAUAGUCCAACUUCUGCUUCAGCAUGGUGCAGAUGUUCACGCAAAGGACAAGGGUGGUCUCGUGCCUCUCCAUAACGCAUGUUCAUAUGGACACUACGAAGUUACAGAGUUGCUACUUAAGCACGGGGCCUGCGUUAAUGCGAUGGACCUCUGGCAGUUUACCCCCUUGCACGAGGCUGCUUCCAAGAACCGUGUCGAGGUCUGCUCCCUGCUCCUGAGUCAUGGCGCAGAUCCCACUUUGGUCAACUGCCACGGCAAGAGUGCGGUCGAUAUGGCUCCGACGCCAGAGCUAAGGGAGAGACUAACCUAUGAAUUCAAAGGACAUUCUUUACUACAAGCAGCCAGAGAGGCAGACCUAGCCAAAGUGAAAAAGACACUUGCUUUGGAGAUCAUUAAUUUUAAGCAGCCACAGUCGCAUGAAACUGCACUGCACUGUGCCGUGGCUGCUGUGCAUCCCAAGCGGAAGCAAGUUACAGAACUAUUGCUCAGAAAAGGAGCGAAUGUUAAUGAGAAAAACAAAGACUUCAUGACACCUUUGCAUGUUGCAGCUGAAAAAGCUCAUAAUGAUGUCAUGGAAGUUCUGCAUAAACAUGGAGCAAAGAUGAAUGCACUGGACACCCUUGGUCAAACAGCUUUGCACAGGGCUGCUUUAGCAGGUCACUUGCAAACCUGCCGGCUCCUGCUGAAUUACGGCUCAGAUCCCUCUAUCAUCUCUUUGCAAGGCUUCACAGCAGCACAGAUGGGAAACGAAGCAGUGCAGCAGAUUCUAAGUGAAAGUACACCUGUGCGCACAUCUGAUGUGGAUUAUCGGUUGUUAGAAGCAUCCAAAGCUGGAGACUUGGAAACUGUGAAGCAACUUUGUAGCCCUCAGAAUGUGAACUGUAGAGAUUUGGAAGGCCGUCAUUCAACGCCACUGCACUUUGCUGCAGGAUAUAACCGCGUGUCAGUGGUGGAGUAUCUGUUGCACCAUGGGGCCGACGUGCACGCCAAAGAUAAAGGUGGCUUAGUACCCCUGCACAAUGCCUGUUCUUACGGACACUACGAGGUGGCUGAGCUCUUAGUGAGGCAUGGCGCUUCUGUCAACGUAGCAGACCUGUGGAAAUUCACUCCCCUGCAUGAAGCAGCAGCAAAAGGAAAAUAUGAAAUCUGCAAGCUGCUUUUAAAACAUGGAGCUGAUCCUACAAAAAAGAAUCGAGAUGGGAACACUCCUCUGGAUUUAGUGAAAGAAGGAGACACGGACAUCCAGGACUUGCUACGGGGAGAUGCUGCCUUGCUAGAUGCUGCCAAGAAGGGGUGCCUGGCACGAGUGCAGAAGCUGUGCACUCAAGAAAAUAUCAAUUGCAGAGAUACCCAGGGAAGAAAUUCAACCCCACUACAUCUUGCAGCUGGCUACAACAAUUUGGAAGUAGCUGAAUACCUUCUCGAGCACGGUGCCGAUGUUAACGCACAGGACAAAGGAGGAUUAAUCCCCCUUCACAAUGCAGCAUCCUAUGGGCACGUGGAUAUUGCAGCAUUGUUGAUCAAAUACAACACGUGCGUAAAUGCAACAGAUAAAUGGGCCUUCACACCAUUGCAUGAAGCAGCACAGAAAGGAAGGACGCAGCUCUGCGCUCUGCUAUUAGCACAUGGAGCAGAUCCAACCAUGAAGAAUCAAGAGGGUCAGACACCACUAGACCUGGCAACAGCUGACGAUAUUCGAGCUUUGCUGAUAGAUGCGAUGCCUCCAGAAGCUUUGCCUACGUGCUUUAAGCCUCAGGCAACUGUCGUUAGUGCCUCCCUCAUCUCACCAGCGUCUACACCGUCCUGCCUCUCUGCUGCCAGCAGUAUAGAUAACCUCACUGGGCCUCUGGCAGAACUAGCGGUAGGAGGGGCAUCGAAUGCUGGUGACGGAGCAGCAGGAACCGAAAGGAAGGAAGGAGAAGUCGCUGGUCUUGACAUGAACAUUACCCAGUUCCUGAAAAGCCUAGGUCUUGAACACCUCCGGGACAUCUUUGAAACAGAACAGAUAACCCUGGAUGUAUUGGCAGACAUGGGGCACGAGGAGCUUAAAGAAAUUGGGAUUAAUGCUUAUGGACACCGUCACAAGUUAAUAAAAGGUGUGGAGAGACUUCUAGGAGGGCAGCAAGGCACCAAUCCUUACUUGACUUUCCACUGCGUGAGUCAGGGGACCAUUCUCCUUGACCUUGCUCCUGAUGAUAAGGAGUAUCAAUCUGUCGAAGAGGAGAUGCAAAGUACAAUCCGGGAGCACAGGGACGGUGGAAAUGCUGGUGGCAUCUUCAACAGGUACAAUGUCAUCAGGAUUCAAAAGGUUGUGAACAAGAAGCUGCGGGAGAGAUUCUGCCACAGACAGAAGGAGGUUUCGGAGGAGAAUCAUAAUCAUCACAAUGAGCGCAUGUUGUUUCAUGGCUCUCCUUUCAUUAAUGCCAUCAUUCACAAGGGAUUUGAUGAAAGACAUGCAUACAUUGGAGGAAUGUUUGGAGCUGGAAUUUACUUUGCCGAGAACUCCUCAAAAAGCAAUCAAUAUGUUUAUGGCAUAGGGGGAGGGACGGGCUGUCCCACGCACAAAGACAGGUCCUGUUAUAUCUGCCACAGACAAAUGCUUUUCUGCAGAGUGACCCUUGGAAAAUCCUUUCUGCAGUUCAGUACAAUGAAAAUGGCUCAUGCCCCUCCAGGGCACCAUUCUGUCAUUGGCAGACCAAGUGUGAAUGGACUUGCGUAUGCUGAAUACGUUAUCUACAGAGGAGAGCAGGCAUACCCAGAAUAUCUAAUUACGUACCAGAUUGUGAAACCAGAAGCUCCCGCACAGACAGCAACAGCAGCAGAGCAAAAGACCUAGUGACUACAGGGCAGUGAAGAGGGAUGUGACUUCAAUCUUGGACUGGGUGGAUGUGUGUUUCAGAAAAUCAGUAUCCUAUAAAAUUCCUAAAAAUCUGGAAAUAAGCUGUAUGUCUUUUAUAAAGCAUUGCUCCCUUGAUGAAUACUAUAUGAGUAACUCUUGCAUACUCAAUGGCUACUGUUCCUUUCGAGGAAAGUUUACAAGGGACUGCCUUUUAAUAACAUAUCUCAGGCUCUUACUCUGCGGUUACUGUGUAUAGAACAACAUUGCUUUGACCUAGACUUUGGGAACGUUGUUGUGGAAACACAAAUCUUUAUCAAUGCCAUCUCGCACGUUACAAUUUCAGACACUACUGGUCCAGUUAUUUUAUUUGCAGAUAAAUUGCAUUAUACCCAUCAUUUUCUUUUCAGCAUGCACCAUUCAUUUUAUGUUUUCAAGAGAUCUUAGUCAAUUAUUUAUUCUCCUUUUGUAUUCUGAAGUUGAGCCAGAACCUUCUUAAAGAUAUUUUGCACAAAGUCAAGUUGACUAAAAUUGUUAACAAUGCAAUAUGAAUUUCAUCUGAGAAGGGGCUAGGUCCAGUUCUUUGGUGUAGGGGGUUUUUGCACACCUCUGAGCGAGCGAUACUAAGAGUGUAACUUCAAAGCGGAAAUGAAUCUUAUGUCAGUUCGCUGCUUUGUCUGCGUGAGUUUUCUGGGGAAAGCCCUGGGAAGUGUUCACAAGUGUGAAACCAGCUCUCGUGCUUGGAAAAACUUCAUAAAGCAGGUCAAUGCCCUCUGCUGGCAUCUCUAAAUAAGCAUUUUAUAAGGCUCCUGGUAGGUACAUGCAGUUUGUGAAAUGUUCUCCGGUUACUGAGGCUUGUGCUUUAGCUGCAAGGAAGCUGGUGAAAAAUUGGAAGACUGCAUACGCAAGGGUGUAUCUGGGUCCUGUUCCUCCAUAACGUGAGAGCCGGCAAAUGGGUCUCAAACUGGUGAGGGAGAGCGUGUUGCAGUGGUUUCCUGUCACAUUUUCAUGUGUGACACACAAUGGAAGGGUUUAAGUGAUUUACAAAAAUAAUCGUUUUUUAAAACUCUUUUACAUUUUGAUGGAAACAAACUUUAAAAAAAAAAAAAAGAUCAGUUCUGGAGUGGAUCUAUUCGCAGGUGUACCAGUGAACAAAACGAGGAUUUAUUCACCUUAAUCCCCUUCCCUGUAAAGGUCCUAGGUUUAUUUUGCUGGGGAGGAGAGAGUUGUUUUUAAGUGUUGCAUAGCACCGCAUCAAACAAUUUCAGAAGUCACCCUUAUGGAGGAUAUACAAAAAGUAGAAAUUGAUUUCCUUUUUGAAUUGUUUUUACAACCUCAAGAGAAGAGAAGAAGGUUGAAAAUCAAGCUGUGUUAAGAUUUCUUUUAAACUGUCAGUACCACAAGAUGCACUUCACUGUUCAGCGUGUAACAACUGGAGGAAAAAAAUGCUCCUUUGAGCAGACUGCACAUUUUCCUAGCAACCAGCAGUGUUAAAUAGCUGAUGAUCCAAUUCAUGCAUUCAGUUUUUGUCCCUCGAAAGCAAGGGAACAACAGAAUAGUGCUGCUUGUAGUUUAUAAAAAUAUUUGGUCCCUGCAAGUGAGAUGUGCUUGGAGAAAACCGACGGAAGGUCUGGACAAAACAAACCAACCUGAAGAGCUUUUCGUUUUUAGCAUUAGGACAUUGAUGUUGAAACAAGUUAUUCUCAGAGAGGAAUUUCACCAACAGUAAAAUCAGUCAUUUGAUGCAAACUGGCUUACCUGCACAUCAUCUUUCUGUAAUAUCUCUAAAGAAAACCUUAGAAAUAGCAAUAGUCCGACAGAUCUUGAACUUUGGGUUUUGUUUUUCUUGAGCCGGUGCUGGACAUAAGAUUCUCGCUUCGUUUUGUGACCUGAUUGAAUAUGUAGCUUCGAAGUCCAAGCCAGGCUCUAGCCUAGUUGUCCUUUUGAUCAAAUUUCCUAGAUAAAAUUGGGUGCUUGUAUUUUGGCUACUUGUUUAAUAGUGUUAGGGUUGCAAGGAUCACCACUAGACUUGAAAAUUUUGUAUUCAUCAUUUAAGUUUGGGGUUGGUUUUUAAUUUAGUUAAUAACAGUGUGUGUGUAUGGGGAAAUGUGCCUAUCUCCACUAGAGUUUUGGAUAGCUGUGAACAUGAGUAUUACUCGCCGUCCCCAUUAGACAUAGUUUUAAAUGGUAAAACAGUUGUGCUGCUUAGGUGAGCAAAAUGGUUAGCGUGGGUGUGCAAGCUGAGAAGCUUUACAUCUUUCAAAAACAACAAACCGAAAAACAACCCCCCUGCCCAAGCCUGUGCCUGGUUCUGUUGUCACGUGUUGUUUUCGUGUGUGCUGAUUGACCCAACGGCCAGUCCGUAUUUCUUCUGGAGCCCCAAACUCCUGGAGGAUACAAAUGCGGUCUGGUAUCUCUGACCUGCCAGCGUUGACGUACAUGAUGUUCAGCGCAGGGUGAAGGUGCCGCGUGCGGAGAUGGUUUUGCAGCGGGUUUUGUCUCGUAGCGAUGUGAGCCCCCAGCUGCUCGUGGCUGGACGCGGGGCAGUGCCCCGCGGGUCUGAGAGGCCCCUGCGGGAAUAGCGUGUGCUGAUCGGUGUUGUCGUAACUCUUUCCGCAGUUCCGUCAAAGUGAGGAUCUGCCCAUCGGCAUCCAGGCUGCCCGCGAAAGAGCUGGUCGGCGCUUGGCGGGAGAGCCGUAACUGGGCAAGCUGCUGCAAUGCAGCCGCUGCUGCUUUAAGCGACGGGGACAGUUUGCUGCCUCCUGAUUCUAGAGGACGGGACGCGGGGGGCCUCGUGCCUUCCCCAGAAGGGCCGUCCCCUGAUAACGGGAUGCUCGUUUGCGGCGUUGCCUGAACUCGGGUCGGCAACGGAGGCAAGGUAGGAAUUGAGGCUGCAGGAACAGGCUGAACCCGCUGGGGAAAGGGACAGUUGUCUUGCAGGCCUGGUGACUUUUAUUAGUUUCCCUUGAAGUGGCAGCGCAUGAGACGUCCGUGCAGUUUGCAACAGGACCUCAACAGACUAAAACGGAAGGAAACUUCACCAUGUAGCAAAGGGAGGGAGGGUCUGGCGCUCUGUUGCUCAAAUUGUUUCAGGGAGACAGAUGAAUUCGGUACCUGGUGGAGAGUGAUGUUGCAGUCUGAGGCCAUCAACAAAACUUCUUUUAGCAUUAAAAACAGAAAGAGUGCAGCACCUUAAUGAGGUGCAUCUUACUUCCUCAUCUUUAUUUUUAUCUGCCGGUCUAUUUUGAUCCCAGCUCCAUGGAGACUGUUACAAACAUCCUGUACCGGUUUCAGCACUUUGCAGCCACUGUUAUGCUGAAGUCCCAGGAAUGAGCAUUGUGUUUUUCUAACCUCUCUCCAUUUCAAAUGUUUGCACGUGAUGUGAUCAAAUCCCAUUGCAUUACACAACCCGAAUUUAUUUGGCCCGCAGGCUUUUAUACUUGUUGGUAACAGGAGAGUCAAAAAUGAAAUUCUGCACUGAAGCAAAAAGAAAGUCUCCCAAAGCGUUCUGCAGUGCUGGCUUUGGUGGGCAGCAGAGGCAGAAAAGGUGUACGGUGUAUGAAGCUGGAGCAGGACACUUCCUUAGGCCUAGAAACCUACUGCUGGUGGUAGCAGUAGACGGAGGAGACCCCUGCUUCCCAUGGAUGUGCGAAGUGUUGAGGGAUGCUAACAUGUCAUGCCACUGCGUGGUCUGCUGGAAAUAUUUAUCGUGGGUUCCUGACACCGUGCCACCCGUGAAGCUAUUUGGAAGUUGUAAACAGUGGCAAAUCGUCUCAAAAAGUCCCCUGAAUCCCUGUAGUGAAGUCGGACUUCCUGCACAGUGCGUGCAAUACCUAGAAUUUGCCCAUGGGACUGCUAACAAAAAUUACCCAGGAGCAGAUUUGUUCGAGAGAUGAAGGGGGAAAAAAAAGAAGGGUCCCAGAUGGAAAUCAGGCAGAUUAGUUUGAGUCAUUGCUAAUCAUUGUCAGAAGGUCAGGAAGCAUGUAAAUUUUUUUUUAAUGGGAUUUCUUCCUUUCCUUAUUGCUUGGACCCAUAUAAUCUAGCUCAGAAAUCCAAAAGGAGACUCCUCCACUGUGAGUUUGAGGCGUUUUAAGCUAUGCUGCAGCUCUGCUGGGGAAGAGCUGGGGCCGUACAGAUUCGCUUCGAGCCCCAGGCAGCGAGCAGCUUGGGAACCUUUCGCAGAUGUGAAUCUGCUGAUGAUCAGGGGUGAUGGGUUUGGCAGGGUCGCGAGCACGCUCUCCACAUCGUUCAGAGAAGCAGGACGCGUGCAGUGAUGGAGCCGCAGUGCUCCCACGAAUUCGAACACAUGGUAGGUGCGAAACCUACAGGAUCGGAGACUGCAUAUGCACGUUAAAAAUUACAAAGCAAGGUGAAAGAACCCAGGAGUCAGUAGGGAACAAGGGAAACACAUGCCUUUCCCAUUAUGUGAACGUGUACGCCUGUCAGGUUGCGUUAUCUGACUCGUUUUGAUAUGUCUAUUUCUGUCUUACUGAACCUGUUGGUGGCAAUUUUAAGUGUUGGUUCCAUUAAGUUAAUUACUAAUGUAGUUUGAUUAGACUCUUUAUGUAUUACAAGGUAAUUUUGACAGUGUUUCUUCCUAACAUCUGCAGAACUUGCUUCAGCUUUGGAAAUUGAAAUGGGGAUUUUUCUGUGCCACAGUUGUGUGAGCUUGUGCGUCUUAAUUUCUGAUUGCUUUCUCUGCCAACCCAAAUGGCAAUGGACCUGGGUUAGAGGUGGUUUUUUUUUUUUUUUUUUUUUUUUUUUUUUUUUUUUUUUUUUUUUUUUAAAUAACUUGUCUUCAUAACUAGCCCUGUGCAUUUCCUCUCUUGGUUGCCCCUUACUUGGAGCUGGGGUAUUGUUUGUUUAUUUCUUCCUCUACCCACUCUCUACAAGAAGAUGAUGGGCAGGUUCUCAGCCUACCUACACGAUGGACUUUAGGUAACAUCUCUGUAACAACUGAGUUUGAUCUAUAAAUGUGCUUGGCUAAAUGUCUGAUCUGCAAUACUUGUAAUAGUUUAAAAUUCAAUAAACACAUUUUUAACAGCU